This is a messenger RNA of Rhagoletis zephyria (snowberry fruit fly), 710 nucleotides long. RefSeq names its product Odorant-binding protein 99d (gene Obp99d). Gene Ontology annotation, molecular function: odorant binding. The record is from RefSeq and is a predicted model, not a curated record. NCBI's taxonomy places the organism in Eukaryota, Metazoa, Arthropoda, Insecta, Diptera, Tephritidae.
CACAUUAAAGACGCGUAAGGUUAUAGCGAAACACAUAAGCUUUUGAACUUAUAAAUGUAUGUACAUAUGCACACAUAUGUAUGUAAAUUUGAACCAUAAAUUAUAAAUUGGAUUGGCAAUAUGUUUAGAAUCAGAGCAGCUGUCAUUUUCGUCGGCGUGAUUGUGCUCAACGCAUUUAUCAGUAGUACUGCAUCAGCCAUCCCAGCACCCUUAACCACCGCUUACGAGGAACCUGUGCGCCGCCUGCAUAAGGCAAACAAAUUCUGCGCAAAAGAGAUUUCUCUUCCAUUGGCGGAGGACAUGGAUAACGAGCAUAUAGCCGGUGCCUAUAUACGUUGCAUGGCCACCAAUAUGGGUUUAUGGAACGACGGUGGAGGUUAUAAUGCCAAACGAGUAGCGAAAUUUUUCAUCAAACAACGCAAUGAGAACGAAGUAAUGACUGUAGUUGAGUACUGUAAUCAACAAUAUCAGCAAACAGAUGUGGAUUUAUGGGCUUUUCAAGCUUAUCGUUGUGCGACAGCGGGACGUAUGGGCACUUGGUUGGGAGAGUAUAUGCUGAGUGCGAAACUAUAAAAAAAUUUUGAAUUAAAACAAAAGACAUAUUUUAAAUUUGCAAACUAAGUUUAUUUUAAGCACAUUGUAUUACUAUUUGUAGAUGUAAUUUAAAUUAUAUCAGUUAAUAAAGUUGGCAUUUGAUUUCGCCAAAGUAU